UAGGUAAUAAAUUGGAUUUGGCAGAGAGUAGACAGGUAUCCACUGAAGAAGCUACAAACUAUGCUGCUUCGCAUAAUUUAUUAUUCCAUGAAACAAGUGCCAAAGAUGCCAUUCAUGUAGAUGACUUAUUUAAAUCCAUUGGCCGUCGUAUACCAUUAUCGCCAGUUCAUGUUAUAGAGGAAGUGCCCAAAAUUGCUCCUAUUGAUCUAAACCAAGCCAUUGACAAAAAGAGCAAGGCCUGUGCUUGUUGAGAUACGUCACACAAACACACACAUAGUUUUUUCCAUAUCUUUUUAUUCCCCAUUCAUUCUUUUUUUUUUUUCUUUUCACUCUUCAAUGUUUCAACAAUUUAAAAAUAUAUUCCCUAAUGCUUCUCUACGUUCAAUAACUGAGUCUGUUGGACUUCCCGAAACAGAAUGGAACAGAGGUGUUGAAAGAUUAGAAGCCCUCAAGACAGAAUUUCAAAACUUGAACUCGAUAUUCGUCACUCGUCAAGAUUCCAAUGAAACACCCUCAGAAACGACACCAGAAGCUUGUUCUAUCACAGAGCUUGAAGCCACCGGCAAACUCAUCCACAAUUUACAAAAUGGUUGGAAUACCAUACACAGCAAUGCUCAAUCCAAUAUCCAUAAAGCAAAGACAGCAGAUACUCUACUUAGACAACUCCAAUCAACAGCCGAGAUGCACGAUACUGUGUGUGAACACAUGGAGAAUACACCAUCCAUCUUGCAAGCAAUGCAAACCGACAUGGUAGCCAUUGAAAGCUCCGCUACUCAACUUUUGAAAGUCCUGCUUAAAUUAGAACAGCAAAUAGACGACAUCUCCCUCGAUUAUGAGCGACAAGAGUUUCAAGCUUGGAAGGAAGCACAGGACCGUGCACUCGAAGGGGAGAUGCAGCAAAAGAGACAGUUACUGCAACAAAAAGAGAGCCAAUUAAAGCGCGAGUUUGAAGAAUAUGACAGGAUCCAGAAACAGACAAAGCUCGAGUUGUACGAAGCGAAUUUCAAUGCUGAAUUAGAGGAUUAUAAACGACGAAGAGAGACACAGGUUUCUUCACUCUAUGCGCAACAUACAACGGAAACUGUGACAAGCUCAUUAGAUGGACUACAAUUAGACGAUAAAGGAAAAGAUCUCGACAACUUUUUAGGGUCAGAGAAACCUAAGAAAAAGAAAAAGAAAAAGAAGACAAAGCCUAUUGAUUCGAGUGAUGAAGAAGAUGAAAGGCGAGUAGAGAUUUUACAGGACGAAGACUACCAAGACUUUUAAAUUUUUAGAAAUAAAUGGGGUUUUUAUUUUGUUUAUCGAUUUUCCCAAAAGUGCAUAAGCGUGCGAUAUUGAAUUUCUUCACGUGUUAGCGAUGGUGAUAGGUAUAACAAGCUGAAAUAGUGCGCUUUGGCUGUUUCGGCAAGGGAAGUACAUACGUUACUCGUGGUUGGGAUAGAAAAGCAUUGUCUCGUCAGUACGCCCAGCUCGGGGUAAUAUGUU
Messenger RNA from Mucor mucedo, 1485 nucleotides. RefSeq lists its product as uncharacterized. The transcript has 7 exons. The record is from RefSeq and is a predicted model, not a curated record. Lineage: Eukaryota; Fungi; Mucoromycota; Mucoromycetes; Mucorales; Mucoraceae. The coding region runs from base 337 to 1266 and encodes 309 amino acids.